GAUUGACUGACUGACUGACUGACCGGCAUUACUUUCCAGCACCAGUGGACAAAAGUACGGGCGGCGGGUGGUGGUGGUGGUGGGGGGGGAGGGAGACGUCACACGCAGUCCAGUCCACUCCGAGAGGUUCAAGUUGCCGCAUUGCAACGGGGCAGCAGGAGCAAGAGGAGGAGGAGGAGGAGGUGAGAGGGAGAGGAGGAGGAAGAGGAAGGAAAUCGUCCACGGAGAGCAGAUUUAUGUGACGAAAGCGCCAGGCCGUCAGUCAGUCACUGGACCGGACCGGACAGCGGCACCUGGCCUCAGAGAGAAGCCAUUCUUUCGGAAGAGUGAAUAGCUGGACAUGUCCAGACGGAAACAGUCUAAGCCUCGGGCCGUUAAAGUUGAAGAAAGUGAAUCUUCAGAAUUUGACUUGACCUGGGACUCAGCAACUGUACAAGCAGCAGGAGCCUCAGGAGGAGACCAAGAGUAUGAUACCAAGGACGGACAACUGUUGGAAGAUAGGCACAGCAUGACCAGUCAGGAAGAAAGAAAUGAAGAUGAUGAAGACGUGGAAGAUGAGUCAAUUUACACCUGUGAUAAUUGUCAGCAGGACUUUGAUUCACUGGCUGAUUUGACUGAACAUCGGGCACAUCGCUGUCCUGGAGAUGGUGACGAUGACCCACAAGUCUCAUGGGUAGCCUCAUCUCCCUCCAGCAAAGAUGUCGCAUCUCCCUCUCAGAUGUUAGGAGAGGGGUGUGACCUCAGCCUAGUGGAUGAAGAAGGAGGGACGGGUUUGCCUUACCCUUGCCAGUUCUGUGAUAAAUCAUUCAGCCGUUUGAGUUACCUUAAGCGACACGAGCAGAUCCACAGUGACAAACUUCCCUUCAAGUGUACGUUUUGUAGUCGUCUGUUCAAACACAAGCGAAGCCGUGACCGCCACAUCAAGCUUCACACAGGAGACAAGAAGUAUCAUUGUCACGAGUGCGAAGCAGCUUUUUCACGCAGUGAUCACCUCAAAAUCCACCUGAAAACUCACAGUUCCAGCAAGCCGUUCAAGUGCACCAUUUGCAAGCGCGGCUUCUCGUCCACUAGCUCGUUGCAAAGUCAUAUGCAAGCUCACAAGAAGAACAAGGAUCACGUUGCCAAGGUUGAGAAGGAGUUGAAGAAAGAGGAUUUUGUUUGCGAUUACUGUGAUGACACUUUCAAUCAAGUUGAAAACUUGGAGAAACAUAUGGCCACAAAUCACCCACAGAUUUGUGAGAAAGCAGAAUUGCAGUGCAUCCAUUGCCCUGAAGCAUUUGCAGAAGAAAAUGCAUUGAUUAAUCACAUAGAUCUUGUUCAUGGGAAUAAGAAACAUAAGUGUCCAAUGUGUCCCGAGCAGUUUCCUACUGUGGAAGAAGUCUAUUGUCAUCUCGAUACCCAUAGACAACCAGAUUCGAGUAACCAUAGCAUCAGUCCUGACCAUGUUACAGGAAGUGCAGCAUCCAUGAGCAGCACUACUCCGGAUUCCAGUGCUUCAGUUGAAAGAGGUUCAACACCUGACUCUACACUAAAGCCAUCCAGAAGUCAGAGAAAGCCUUCUGGAUCCUUGGAAAGAGAAGGAAGUCAGAAUUCCUGGUCACCAAAAGUUACCUACAGUUGUCCAUAUUGUUCUAAGCGUGAUUUUAGUAGUUUGGCUGUUCUAGAAAUUCACUUAAAGACGAUUCACUCAGAUAAACCUCAGCAAAGCCACACAUGCCAGUUCUGCCUUGAUUCACUCCCCACUUUAUAUAACUUAAAUGAGCAUGUCCGGAAAUUACACAAAAAUAAUGUUUUUCCAGUAAUGCAGUUUACUACAACUUCUACUUUUCACUGCAAUUACUGCCCAGAGAUGUUUGCAGAUCUAAACAGUUUGCAAGAACACAUCAGAGUUACGCAUUGUAUUCCAAAUACACUCACUCAAGAUGGAAACCAUGCUUUCUUCUGUUCUCAUUGCUCAAUGGGGUUCCUUACAGAAUCUUCACUUGCGGAACACAUUCAGCAAGUUCAUUGCAAUGUGGGAAACUCAAAGCUGGAGUCUCCUGUAAUACAGGCUACACAGUCUUUCAUGGAGGUUUAUUCUUGUCCUUAUUGCACCAACUCCCCAAUUUUUGGCACUAUCCUGAAGCUGACAAAGCACAUCAAGGAAAACCAUAAGAAUAUUCCACUUGCAAACAAUGGCCGGAAAUCCAAGUCAGAGCAAAGUCCCGUUUCUUCCGACGCAGAAGUCUCCUCACCAAAGAGACAGAGACUGUCAGCAAGUGCAGCUGCACUAUCAAAUGGCGAGUACCCAUGCAACCAAUGUGAUCUCAAGUUCUCCUCUUUUGAAAGUUUUCAAAGCCACCUGAAAUCACAUUUGGAAAUUCUUUUAAGGAAGCAGUCCUGUCCUCAAUGUAAAGAGGAUUUUGAUUCUCAAGAGACCCUUUUGCAACAUCUCACCAUACACUAUAUGACAACUUCUACGCAUUAUGUAUGCGAGAGCUGUGACAAGCAAUUUUCGUCAGUCGAUGACCUACAGAAGCAUUUGCUAGAUAUGCAUACUUUUGUGCUCUAUCACUGCACAUUGUGCCAAGAAGUCUUUGAUUCCAAGGUCUCUAUUCAAGUGCAUUUGGCAGUGAAGCACAGCAAUGAAAAGAAAAUGUAUCGCUGUACAGCCUGUAACUGGGAUUUCCGAAAGGAGGUAGACCUUCAGCUUCAUGUGAAGCAUAGCCAUUUGGGUAAUCCAGCCAAAGGCCGCAAAUGCAUAUUCUGUGGUGAGACCUUCAGUACAGAGGUGGAAUUGCAAUGCCAUAUCACAACACACAGCAAAAAGUACAAUUGUAAGUUCUGCAGCAAGGCCUUCCAUGCUAUUAUAUUGCUAGAAAAGCACUUGCGAGAAAAGCAUUGUGUGUUUGAUACCACAAGCCAAAAUGGUACUGCCAAUGGCAUUGCAUCAUCUAAUAAAAGAGUGGAGACAGAUCUGCAGAACAUUCUGAUGAAGAGCCAAGAGGCUCUGAACAGCCAUGAAGCUAGUGAGGAUGACAUUGAUGCCUCGGAGCCCAUGUACGCCUGUGAUAUCUGUGGUGCUGCGUACACUAUGGAAGUUCUACUUCAGAAUCAUAGGUUGAGGGAUCACAACAUACGCCCUGGAGAAGAUGAUAGUUCACGGAAAAAAGCAGAGUUGAUCAAAGGAACUCAUAAAUGCAACAUCUGUGCAAGGACGUUUUUCUCCGAGAAUGGACUUCGAGAGCACAUGCAGACCCACCGUGGACCAGCCAAACACUACAUGUGUCCUAUCUGUGGUGAGAGGUUCCCUUCACUUCUAACCCUGACUGAGCACAAGGUGACACACAGCAAAAGUUUAGAUACAGGAACUUGCAGGAUCUGCAAGAUGCCACUGCAAAGUGAAGAAGAAUUCAUUGAGCACUGCCAGAUGCAUCCAGACCUGAGAAACUCCCUUACAGGGUUCCGUUGUGUGGUCUGCAUGCAGACAGUCACCUCCACGCUUGAAUUGAAAAUUCAUGGAACAUUUCACAUGCAAAAAUUGGCAGGAAAUUCUUCAUCCUCGUCUCCAAAUAAUCAGGCUCUUCAGAGACUCUACAAGUGUGCUUUAUGCCUGAAGGAGUUCAGGAGCAAACAGGACUUGGUGAAACUUGAUGUCAAUGGCCUACCUUAUGGCUUAUGUGCAGGUUGCAUGAACAGAAGUACGAAUGGUCAGUCUUCCAAUGUACCUCAGCAGGAAAGCAGUGAAAGAGCCAGUGCCAGCCUCCGAUGUCCUGAGUGUGCUGUGAAGUUUGAAACUGUGGAAGAUCUGGAGAAUCAUAUCCAGAUGGACCACAGGGAAAUGACACCAGAGACGAGCAGCCAGAAAAAGUCAUCGCAAGCAUCACCAGCUCCCAGGAAGAAGACCUAUCAGUGCAUCAAGUGCCAGAUGACUUUUGAGACUGAGCGGGAAAUUCAGAUCCAUGUUGCAAAUCACAUGAUUGAGGAAGGCAUCAAUCAUGAGUGCAAACUGUGUAACCAGAUGUUUGAUUCUCCUGCAAAGCUGCUGUGUCACUUGAUUGAGCACAGCUUCGAAGGAAUGGGAGGUACCUUUAAAUGCCCAGUUUGUUUCACAGUCUUUGUACAGGCAAACAAACUGCAGCAGCAUAUCUUCGCAGUGCAUGGGCAGGAAGAUAAGAUUUACGACUGUUCGCAGUGCCCACAAAAGUUCUUUUUUCAAACUGAACUUCAGAACCACAUGAUGAGUCAGCACGCACAGUAAGGUGUCAGCACUGUGAGACAUAUUCUCUGCAGAAGACUCGACAGAGACACAGUGGGAGAGAACUUUUGAACAUUACAUCCAAUCAAAGUGUCAUUUGAAACCCAGAUGUAAAAUUAAUGAUUUGGCCAUGAGGCACUGCUAUUAUAAGCAGUUUGAAAUGAAUAUUAAUGUAACAGAUUAAAAGUAUUCUAUGCUCAGUAUUUUUCUGUCCUGCUUUUAACUAGUGAAUUCACAGCUUUUGCUUCUAAUCAGAGUUAUAGUGUGUUAGAAACAUCAGCUUUGUUGCUGUUGUCCUUUGCUGCUUAAUGUAGUAAACUAAUAGGUGUUGCAUAACUAGAUGUAUUUUGUUCAUACUUGCUUUUAAUUGCAGUUUUAGCCAGUUGUGAUAGGCGUGAUGUGAUAGCUUGCCAUUGUCAAAAUAUUUUUUUCUUUUCGUCAAAGAAUGUUUUAAUUGGAUUGGCCAGUUCACAGUACAAUGAGAAAUUAUGUAAAGAAAAAAAAAUGAUUGCAGUGCAACUGGAUGGUGUUUGCUUCUAAAAUGUGACUUACCUGAUUGCAAUAACUAGUACAGUAUAAUAAAGGGAAACCAUGCACUUAAUUUCUCUUUGUAUUUGAGUCAAAUAGCAUCUGUUAAUUUUGUUUUACUCUAUGCUGCCUACCAGAAAGUACUGACUGCAUUAGAAGCGAUUCAGUCACCAUUCUAAAACAAAAAUACGACCCAUUUCUGUUUUUCACAGUUGGUUGAUAUUGCAACACACCUACAGAGACGACAGCCAUGGGUAGCAUAUCCAUGAGCUUUGAUGACAGACAGCAGUCUGCAUGUCAUAGAGGAAAUGUAUUUCUUACACACCUCUACUGGAAUCACAAUCCAUUCCUCCUGCGAACACGCUACACGUUCUCCCACAUUUUGUGUGCAGACCUCUUUCUCUUUUCUCCUUUAAUUUGUCUCGGAGGCGUUCAGUGAGGUUGAGGUCAGGAAUCUCUGCAGUGUAGUCCAGAAAUGCUACACUAUAGUCUUGUUCCCAUUGCUCACAAUGUCUGUUAUUUGGCAAAGCGCUAAGCCAUCCUGACACCAGUGGGAACAAAGAAGGAGACAUUCAGUAUGAGGUGGUAGGACAGCAUAUAGGUAAAUUGUAUUUUUGUACCUUCUGUAGCCGUUCUAUGCUGGUCAACCAGGUGGUUUUUCACCUCCUCUGACUUGGUUGUAUUUUGAUGGUGUUUAUUUAUAGCUUUUUCAUUUGGAAUUGACUUCUUUUUUUAAAAAAAAAACUGCUGACCAUGAAAAAACUGGAAAUAACUUAUUUUCUACUUUAGGUUUCCGUCUCUACUUCAAUCAGCAUUUCUAUGAACCCUUUGAGGACUGAAUAACCUUUACAUUGGGAAAAAAAAGUCAUAUAUGAACUGUUAUAAAUGAUCAAUGAAACCGUCACACUGACUAAUACAAGUCAUAAUUUGUACAACACUAAGAAUGCAAACAUUUCUUCUAAUUUUAUUGGUUGAAUAAACAAAAUACUCAAA
Messenger RNA from Callorhinchus milii (elephant shark), 5758 nucleotides. It is a transcript of the gene znf423, whose product is annotated as zinc finger protein 423. The transcript has 8 exons. The record is from RefSeq and is a predicted model, not a curated record. Lineage: Eukaryota; Metazoa; Chordata; Chondrichthyes; Chimaeriformes; Callorhinchidae. Gene Ontology annotation, molecular function: RNA polymerase II transcription regulatory region sequence-specific DNA binding; DNA-binding transcription factor activity, RNA polymerase II-specific. Gene Ontology annotation, cellular component: nucleus. Gene Ontology annotation, biological process: regulation of transcription by RNA polymerase II. The coding region runs from base 341 to 4240 and encodes 1299 amino acids.